AUGCCGUCACUCUCGAGGCCUGGUAAUCUGAAAGACCCAGAAGUUGCAGGACUAUUUUGCAGUGAUGACCCAGAAAAAAUAUUUGGUGACUUGCGGGAAAUCGGACAUGGAAGUUUUGGCGCUGUCUAUUUUGCUCGCAACAAUGUUACCAAGGAGGUGGUGGCAAUCAAAAAGAUGUCCUACAGUGGCAAAGGAUCCAGUGAUAAAUGGCAAGACAUAAUCAAGGAGGUGAAGUUUCUACGCCAGCUCAAACACAAGAACACAAUAGAGUAUAAAGGAUGUUAUAUCAAGGAACACACAGCAUGGCUCGUUAUGGAAUAUUGUUUGGGUUCAGCAUCCGAUAUUAUAGAAGUUCACAAGAAGCCACUGAAAGAGGUGGAGGUUUCAGCAAUUUGCCAGGAUGGCCUGGAAGGACUUAUGUACCUCCAUAGCCAGGGGAAAAUACACAGAGAUGUCAAAGCUGGCAACAUUCUUCUCACAGAAAAUGGCACCGUUAAAUUGGCUGACUUUGGCUCAGCCUCGCUGAUCUGCCCAGCAAACUCCUUUGUGGGCACACCUUACUGGAUGGCACCAGAGGUCAUUCUGGCCAUGGACGAGGGUCAGUAUGAUGGCAAGGCUGACAUCUGGUCCCUGGGCAUCACUUGUAUAGAAAUGGCGGAACGCAAGCCGCCUCUGUUCAACAUGAACGCCAUGAGUGCUUUGUACCAUAUAGCACAGAACGAUUCUCCUAGUCUCUCCGGCGGGGACUGGUCUGACGAGUUCCGCAACUUUGUGGAUGCUUGCCUGCAUAAAGUACCCAAGGACCGGCCAUCGGCUGCAGAACUACUUUCACAUCCAUUUGUUAAAAAGACGCGGCGAGUGGACGUGAUUCUAGAAUUGAUUCUACGCACUAAAAUGGCUGUGAAGCAGCUGGACAACCUCCAGUACCGACGGCUCAACAAGCUUAUUAUGAAUGGAGGCACCGACGAGAACUUACUUGAGGGCUCCUCUGUCACCAGUGUCGACGACCUGGUUGUGCCAGAUGAUAACUCCUCACAGGACGAUGACAACUUAGAUGGCAAGUCAGACAGUCUAAAAAGCCAACAGAGCAACGCAGCCAGCAGUCAGAGCAGCGUGGCCAGCCUUUCUCUGGCCAGUCAUAACGACGAGCCAAUCUCCUUUGGCAGGGACAGACAUGCCUCUGGGGGCAGCUCGAGAGGAUUUGACCCCAACCUUGCCAACAACUUUGCUACAAUCAGAACUACCUCCAUUGUUCAGAAGCAGAUCAAAGAACACGAACGCAGCAAUGACUACAGGAACUUCACUGUUUACAAACGGCUGCGUAAGGCUCACCAAAAGGAGUUGCAGACAAUAGAAACACGCUUCAAGGCAGAGAUGGAGGAACAUAAGCAGAAGCUGGACAGAGAGUACGAGAACCUGCGCCAGCGUUUCUCCCGGGAGCUGGAGAAGUUGAAGGUGCAGCACACUGGAGAGUUGGACAGACAGAACAAGAGCAGCCAGGCUAUGGAGCGCAAGUUCCUCCGAGACACUCAGCAGAAUCAUGACACGGAGAAAAGAAGCCUCACAGAACAGAUGAAGAAGAACUACAAGGUGGACAAGGAGAAGAUGAAGAGGGGCCUAGAAGGCAGCACUCCAAGGCGAGAGAGGGACGAUGCCAUGAAGACAUUCAAGGAGAGUUUGACCAGAAAGAAGAGGGAUGCAGAGUUCCGCUUGGAGAAGCACCACAAAGAUACUUUAGAGUUCAACCUUCGGGCUUUCAGACGUAGAAAACUGCUGCAGUACCACAUGCUGGAGCAGAAGUUGAUGCAAGAGGAGAUCGCUCAGCGGCGAGCGCAGCUGGAGUACGAGCACACCAUGCUGGUGCGCCACCAUGAGUCCACCCAGGACCUGGAGUACAAGCACCUGGCCGCCUUGCAGAAGAUGAAGGACGAGCAGCUGAAGAAGCAGCAUGAGACAGAGAGAGACAACCAGACCGACUACAACCUGUGCGCUGAAGCCGAACUCCGAAAGAAACAUGCCCUGGAGGUUAAACAGCAGCCCCGGAGUUUAAAGGCCAAGGAGAUCCAGAUUAGGAAACAGUUCAACGAAGCAGUCAAGACUCAGCAGAGGCAGUACAAGGCCCUGAAGGAUCACAUCUUACAGAACACGCCCAAGAACGAGCAGAAGGCGGUGGUGAAAAAGCUUAAGGAGGAGCAGAUGAGGAAGCUGGCGGCUCUCGGAGAUCAAUACGAAGCCAGCAUCACAGAGAUGCUGCAGCAGCAGAAUGUGAGACUGGAUGAGACUCAGAUGGCAGACGCCAACGAGUUGAAGAACCGUCUGCAGCAGGAGCUGGAGCUACUGAUUGCUUACCAGAGCAAGAUCAAGAUCCACACGGAGGCACAGCAUCAGCGGGAGCGCAAGGUGUUGGAGGAGAGAGUCUCUUUACGCCGGGCUUUGUUAGAACAGAAGAUGGAAGAGGAGCGGGUGAACUUUGACCGGGAGAUCCAAGAGAAAAGAUCCCAGCUGCAGGAGAAGCAGGCCAAGGAGCUGGAGGCCUUCGACAUUGAGACAACAGCCAUGGGCCUCAAGGCCAUCGAGGUGGCCCAGGCCUCACUGGAGCAGGUGGACGACGACAUCAGUAUACGGGGCAGCAUGCUCAGUCUCAGUGGGAGCUCUUCCAGCAACUCUUUCACCUCCCACACUCCGUUAUAA
This is a messenger RNA of Candidula unifasciata, 2691 nucleotides long. NCBI's taxonomy places the organism in Eukaryota, Metazoa, Mollusca, Gastropoda, Stylommatophora, Geomitridae. The record is from the annotation of a GenBank genome assembly.